Messenger RNA from Penaeus indicus, 2258 nucleotides. RefSeq lists its product as uncharacterized. The transcript has 4 exons. The record is from RefSeq and is a predicted model, not a curated record. Bases 54 to 740 code for a protein of 228 amino acids. NCBI's taxonomy places the organism in Eukaryota, Metazoa, Arthropoda, Malacostraca, Decapoda, Penaeidae.
CAGAACUCAGUCCAACCUUCUUUUGAGAUCUUCCUUUUCCUAAGCCUUAAGAAAUGUCUCGUGUUGUUCUUAUGGUCGCUGCAAUGUUGAUGGUCGGGUCAGCCAUGGCAAGAGAAAGCAACGAGGUGGACGACGCCCCGAAGGACGCGGAGGACAACCAGGGGCGCUCGGGGUCCGGCUGCUGGUCGUGCAACGGCGGCACCAACAAGGACCCCGUCGACACCAUCACGAUCUCGAAGCCGCUGCCGGUCGGCCUCGACCACCUCGGGGGCGGCGACGGCCUGGGAGGGCUCGGCGGACUGGGAGGAUUGGGUGGAUUGGGCGGACUGGGCGGCAUAGGUGGACUGGGCGGACUGGGCGGACUGGGCGGGAUCUUGGGCGGAUUGGCGCCCGGGUUCUUCCUCGCGCCCAUUCUCGGCCUCAACAUCGCGGGCGUCAUCUUGCUGGCUCUCAUCCUCAAGCACAUUAAGAAGUUCGAACCUUAUGGUGACUAUGAGGAUUCCGUCACCUACUACACCGCCCAGCCCACCUACGUCCCAGCCGCCCCUGCACCCUCCACCUAUCAAUCCUACGACUCUUCUGGAGGAUACGCUUCAGGAGGCUACAACACUGGCUCAUCCUACAAGCGAGCGGAUACUGCAAGGUCCGCCGAAGGUCCCUCGCCGAUCCAUUUCUUAACCAAGAUGUUCACCCAAGCCAUUGAGAAGUACACGCAGGUGGACAGUGAGGAAGAUCAGUAGGAUGAGCAGGAAGAGAGUCUACUCCUCAGGAAGCUGAAGGAACGACAGGAGAAGAUCCUUCAUGUGACCGUGGGUUAGGUCAGCGCAUGUCUCCUGUCGUGAGUCUCCUGGCUUGCACUUAACGAGUUCUGUGGCGAAGGUCAACGCGAAGUAGAAAGUAGUGGACAAGGAACAGUUUCAGAGAUGAACUUGACGCGACUUGACGCGACGAGUGACGGGGUGACGUGACCUUCGAGACUUCAAGUGAUGAUGAAAAUACUGACCGCUAGACGAUAUUUUCUCUCACUUUUUUGAUGAAUGGCGACAUGGUGAAGACACGCGACUUGACGUGAGCUUAAUGAAUACACAAGACGACCGAAGACAUUUCAUAAUUCUUGUUAUGAAUCACAACAGACUGAUGACUAUUACGUGGCUAGACUCGACAGUUGGCCGAAAGAAACCGAACAGAUAAUUCACUCAAGACGAAUUAGACAGAUUAUUCACUCAAGACGAAAGACGUGGAACUACAGACAACAUUUGGUCUAUAAACGUGAGACCGAGACGUUACCAGACUGAAAAUGACCUAAACGGACCUUCGCAAUGUAAAACGACGAAAAAAACUACGAGAAAAGUGCUUCAGCGACUCUUUAAAGAUAAAAAGAAAAAGUCUAUCUAACCGGAUUUUUUUAUUUUCAUAUUUUACGUCACUUUACUUUAAGGAUACUCACCAGCUCAUGCUUAAUCAUUAGCAAAAAAAUCUGUUGUUCCAUUUUUUCAUUAGUUUUAUUCGUCUUAAUCCACAAGGCGAUCAUAUGCAGUUGCUUUAAAACAUAUCUCCCCUCCCCACAUACCCCUACCAGACCAAAACUUAUGCCGUGAGUAUUUUAUUGUAUAUAAGAAGUUGGCAUUCUGUCUUGCAUACCGUUUCUCACGAGUCCUUUACUGGUUUAAGGGAUGGCAGUCAUAUAUAUUUUGUUAUAUACCUUUUUUACCUGGAAAGGGAAUCACAGUGGUAUAUAAUUAUUUAUAUUUUUUAAAUAAUUAUUCAUCUUUAUUUUCUUUACUUUGUUUUCCAUUUAAAAGUCCGUUUUAUAUUUUGUUUGUUUGUUUUGUUUUAUUCCGUUUACAGUAUUUUGUACUAUUGCCAUAGAUAAUAUUUUUAUUUUCUUUCGUAUGUUUUUUGUUGUUGCCUUUGUUUUUGUUUUUAUUGUUUUAUGUUUUUUUUAUUUCUUUAUUUCCAUAUAUAUCAUUCAUGUUUUCCUUUGUAGUUAUGCAUGAUAAUCUCUUCCUUAUGUGUCUCCGUAGAUGAUGCCUUGUAUUCGUUUCCUCUAGUCUUGUUUGUCUUAAACGGCAUUUCCGUUUUCCUUUGGUGUCAUACGUACCUGUAAUGCCCCGGUUUACUUUUACAAUUCAUGUAUAAUGCCUGCGUCUCUCUUUGUCGUUAUAUGUGAUAUCUUUGUCUGUCGGUGUUAUGUGUAAUAGACUUAUUUUCCUUUGUUUUAAGCCUUGUCUUCCCUUGAUCUAAUAUGCAUUUUCUUU